Ananas comosus (pineapple) is the source of this 1769-nucleotide messenger RNA. RefSeq names its product pentatricopeptide repeat-containing protein At1g52640, mitochondrial-like. Lineage: Eukaryota; Viridiplantae; Streptophyta; Magnoliopsida; Poales; Bromeliaceae. The coding region runs from base 1 to 1653 and encodes 550 amino acids. The record is from RefSeq and is a predicted model, not a curated record. Gene Ontology annotation, molecular function: protein binding. The transcript is spliced from 4 exons.
AUGCGGAAGUCGCACUCCAAUAUUAUGCGCGAAGAAGCGGUUGGUAGAUACCGUCGAGACUUGCCGGAGUACGCUUACGAGCUGUCCUUUAGGGACCUCGUCGAGUUGCCUGCGAUCGUGAGCUCGAUGCAGAAGGCUCGCGAGAAGGGAAGGGAUUCGUUUGGCGGGUUUUGGAUUGGAGAGGAAAAGACGAAGACGAGGAAAAGCGCAGAGUUCGGAGGUUUCUUUCGAAGGGUGUUCUUUCCUUUACCUGCAAGUGGGAGGAAGAAGGGAUCGAGUCGAACAAUCGGAUCUUGUUCGACGAUAUCUUCGACGUCUUUGUCGAUCGACGGGGACGGAUACGAGCUACAAGAGCGCAGAAGCAGCAGAACAAGCAGUAGGGACAACAGCAAGAAGCUCUUCCCCCUCCUCUGGUCCCUCCUCCUCGACCUCCGCGCAUCGCCCUCCCCGCCGACCUUCGCCCCCGAGCUCUUCUGGCUCCUCUUCCGCGCCUACGCCCGCGCCCGCCGCCCCGACGACGCCCUCCGCGCCUUCCGCCGCAUGCCCGACUUCGUCGGCCUCCCCCACUCCCUCCCCGACCUCCACCGCCUCCUCUCCGCCCUCUCCAACCACUCCCUCGUCGCCCACGCCCUCCCCUUCUUCCGCUCCCUCCGUUCCCGCUUCCCCGUCACCCCGCAAACCUACACCAUCCUCAUCUCCGGCUGGGCCCGCCUCCGCGACCCCGCCAACGCCCGCGCCCUGUUCGACGAAAUGCUCCAGCGGGGCCUCGCCCCCGACGCGCCCUCCUACAGCGCGUUGAUCGCCGCGCUGUGCGCGGCCGGGGAGCUCGGCGCCGCGCGCGACCGGCUGCGCGAGAUGCAGCGGCGGCACGGGCUCGCGCCCGACGCCGCCACCUACUCCGCGUUCGUCCGCGCCGCGUGCGCCGCGAAGGACGCCCGGUCGGCGCUCCGGGCCCUCGACGGCAUGAGGAGGCGCGGGCUCGCGCCGAACGUCUUCACCUACAACGCCGUCGUCAAGCUGCUCUGCGAGAGCGGCGAGCUCGGCGACGCCUACGAGCUGCUCGACGAAAUGCUCGCGAGAGGGGCGAAGCCCGACACUUGGGGGUACAACGCCAUCCUGGCCGCGCACUGCCGGCUGCGCGAGGCGAACAAGGCGCUGAGGCUGAUCGCGAGGAUGGACAGGGACUCGUGCUCCCCCGAUCGGCACACCUACAACAUGCUGCUGAAGAUGUUGAUCGGUGUCGGGCGGAUCGACCGGGCGGCGGAGGUUUGGGAUGGGAUGGAAAAGAGGGGCUUCCAUCCGGCGGCUGCGUCGUAUGCGGUGAUGAUUCACGGGUUGUGUAGAACGAAGGGGAGGGUCGAGGAUGCUUGCGCGUACUUUGAGCGGAUGGUGGAUGAGGGGAUACCGCCUUAUCUCAGCACUUGCGAGUUGGUCAGGGAGAAGCUGUUAAAGCUCGGGUUAAGGGAGAGGGUCGGGGCGCUCGCGGGCAAGAUGAGGAGAAGCACUUCUUGCACCAUACAAGAGUUAGCGGCCGCAAUGCAAGGGAGCAAAAGGACGGAGUGCAACAGCGAAAAGGAGAGUAGAAUUGCCACAGAAAAGUGGAGCAGAACACACACAGAUCAUAAACAGAUUGCUGAUAUUCUGAGAUGUUGAUACGUCGCGCACUGAUCGGCUUGUUCAUGAUAGAUCAGUUCGUAAGCGGAUACAAGAGUAUGUAUAACAAGUACCAAAAGCAUUUUUCUUAUUCAUUAUGCAUAUAAUUAAACAGA